AUGUCUAAAUUAAGAAAUGAUGAUUAUUGUAAUAUACCUUUUACCUCAGAAAUUUGUGAAGAUGAUUUUUUUACGUAUUCAAACAUCGCCAGUUUAUUAUCUAAAUGUGAAAAGGAUAAAGAAAAAAUUACAAAGAUUCGUACCAUUGGUAUCUUAGAAAGCAUUAAUGGCAGAUUUUUCAUAAAAGAUGUUAUUUCACCUAAUAAUGAAGCAUCUAAACUGUUAGUCUCCAUGGCAUAUGUAAAGUCAUCAUUACACUCAUCUAUUAUGCCAUACACUGUUCAGAUUUUUGGUACAAUGCAGUGGACGAACCAACCAGUUAUAUAUGCACAAAUAGUUCAGGUACUUAACACAAAUGCAGCAUUGCGCCUUAAUGAUGCAAUGCAGAGUAUAUGCGAUAAGCAUUUAGCAAAAUGUAACUAAGUAAGGCAAAAUUUUAAAUUUGAAUGUGAAUAAAGAAUAUUAAGUCAUUGGAAAUGU
Molecule: messenger RNA, 480 nt
Organism: Nymphalis io (European peacock)
Lineage: Eukaryota; Metazoa; Arthropoda; Insecta; Lepidoptera; Nymphalidae
Exons: 4
Coding region: 1-423 (140 amino acids)
Source: RefSeq, a predicted model, not a curated record